Messenger RNA from Betta splendens (Siamese fighting fish), 4142 nucleotides. RefSeq names its product SKI2 subunit of superkiller complex (gene skic2). The transcript has 29 exons. Gene Ontology annotation, cellular component: Ski complex. Gene Ontology annotation, molecular function: ATP binding; RNA helicase activity; RNA binding. NCBI's taxonomy places the organism in Eukaryota, Metazoa, Chordata, Actinopteri, Anabantiformes, Osphronemidae. Gene Ontology annotation, biological process: nuclear-transcribed mRNA catabolic process, 3'-5' exonucleolytic nonsense-mediated decay. The coding region runs from base 127 to 3861 and encodes 1244 amino acids. The record is from RefSeq and is a predicted model, not a curated record.
GUUUUAUAUUUUAAUCCUGUUGGCGUUUGCUCAACGCUAACUGCUAACGCUAGCUACUUCCGCUUUUCGGUUCACAAUUUCCGAGACUGCAGCAGCAACUUUUAGCUCGUAGUUAGAAGUGGGAACAUGGAAAGAAUAAAUGUUCCCCCUGCGGGUCCCUCGGACCUGCCGCUGUCCCUGCUGGAGGUGGGCUGCUCGGGCAGGUUUGAGCUCAUCACGCACCCGGUGCCGGGUCAGCCUUUACCUCCACAGAGCACGCUUCCACACGGGCUUCCCCCCACCAGCCUGAACCUGGAGACGGAGGUGGAGAAGCAGUUUUUACGGGACCCCGCCUGGCUUCCAAUACAUGACACAGACUUUGCCUUCCAGAAGUUUCCUAAGGUGAGUCACAGAGAGUGUAAUGUGGACUCCCUACUCAGCUGCACUCCGUCUCCACUUCACUCUGGUCUGUCCGUUGUCAGAGAUCCAACGUCAGGGAUGCUGCUGGACUUCACAGAGGUUUUAUUGGAGAACACCUGCCUCUCAGCGAAAAACUCGCUGUCCUUACAACGUCAACCUGGCCCCCCAUCAGAGAGCCUUCGAGGAAGUAACACUAAUUACCCCUUUCUACCAGGGGGAAUGGAGGUGCUGACACUGGAUCAAAUCAAGAAGAAAUCUGAGCUGGAGGAGGAAAUAGACUUUGAGAAAGAUUUAUUCAGACUCGCACCUGGACUUAAAUCUGGGAUGGAUUUCACUGACAAAGAAGCCAAAAUAGCGAAGCCUGAGGUCAAUCUCAUGUCCCUGUUGUCCACGUUUAAUGAUAUCACUGACCUUCAGCCUGAGACUGAGGAGAAGGACGAUGGCAGACGAAGUGAUGAAGUUCCAGUCAUGCCCAGAACAAACAGCCUUGAAGACCUGGGCAUCAAGGAAGCUGCUCCGUCCUUUAUUUCCCCGGAGAAAGUGAAAGAUGAGAAAUCAAAGACAAAAGAAAACCCAGAAGCGCAAAAGAAAUGGGCCAUCCCUGUCAACAUAUCUUCACCUUGUGAUGAUUUCUAUAAGCGCAUCCCUAACCCAGCUUUCAAGUGGCCAUUUGAGUUGGACGUCUUCCAGAAACACGCUGUGCUGAGGCUGGAAGCUCACGACUCUGUGUUUGUAGCGGCUCACACGUCAGCUGGCAAAACAGUGGUGGCGGAGUACGCCAUCGCGCUCUCGCAGAAGCACAUGACGCGGACCAUCUACACAUCUCCUAUCAAAGCUUUGUCCAAUCAGAAGUUCAGGGACUUUAAAAACACAUUCGGAGAUGUGGGACUCCUGACGGGUGAUGUGCAGAUCAGUCCUGAAUCCUCAUGUCUCAUUAUGACCACUGAGAUCCUCAGAUCCAUGCUUUACAACGGUUCAGAGGUCAUCAGAGACUUGGAGUGGGUGAUAUUUGAUGAGGUUCACUACAUCAACGAUGCUGAGAGAGGGGUUGUGUGGGAGGAGGUUCUGAUUAUGCUUCCUGAUCACGUCAGUAUCAUCCUUCUUAGUGCCACAGUACCAAACGCUAUGGAGUUCAGUGAGUGGAUCGGUCGUAUAAAGAAGAGACACAUUUAUGUGAUCAGCACAGUGAAGAGACCUGUACCUCUGGAGCAUCACCUGUACACUGGAAACAGCACCAAGACCCAGAAAGAGAUGUUCCUGCUCCUAGAUGCUGCGGGCAACUUCCUGACCAAAGGGUACUAUGCAGCUGUCGAAGCCAAGAAGGAGCGAACCAGCAAACAUGCUCAGUCAUUUGGCACGAAGAAUACCUCUCAGAACACUUCAGCCAGUCAGGACCGAUCGGUGUGGCUCACCCUCCUGCACUACUUGUCCCAGCGGCAGCAGACCCCGGUGGUUGCCUUCACGUUCUCGCGGACUCGCUGUGACGACAACGCCCGCUCGCUGGACUCCAUGGACAUGACCACCUCCAUAGAGAAAGCAGAGAUUCACUCCUUCUUCCAGAAGAGCCUGUCUCGCCUCAGAGGGGGAGACCGACAGCUGCCUCAGAUCCUGCUCAUGAGGAACCUGUUGAAGAGGGGAAUCGCUGUCCAUCAUAGCGGGAUCCUGCCAAUCCUGAAGGAGGUGAUUGAGAUGCUUUUCUCACGAGGGCUUGUCAAGGUGCUGUUUGCCACUGAGACGUUUGCAAUGGGGGUGAACAUGCCUGCCAGGACUGUGGUGUUUGACAGUAUAAGGAAGCACGAUGGGACCGGCUUCAGAAAUUUGCUGCCAGGUGAAUACAUUCAGAUGGCGGGCAGAGCGGGCAGGCGAGGGCUGGACGCCACGGGCACGGUCAUCAUCCUGUGCAAGACCGGCGUUCACGAGAUGGCCGACCUGCACGUCAUGAUGCUGGGUAAACCGACCAUCCUGCAGUCCCAAUUCAGACUGACCUACACUAUGAUCCUAAACCUGCUGAGAGUCGAAGCCCUUCAUGUGACAGAUAUGAUGAGAAGGAGCUUCUCUGAGAACCACAGAGACACUCAGGCCCAAGAGAAGAGGAUCAGCCAGCUGAAGGAAACGUUGUCGUCUCUGCCUCCUCUGGACACCGACGGCCAGCUGGGCGACCUGAUGUCCUACUACCACACGGUGACGGAGCUGCAGACCACCACCGAUGCCCUCCAGCGCGCUAUCCUAGAGUCUGUCAAUGGCCUCAAAGCGCUGUCUGUGGGCAGAGUUGUGUUGGUCAACAACAAGCAUCAUCUCAACGCACUGGGAGUCAUCCUACAGGUGUCCAACGACUCUGUGAAUCGCACCUUCACAGCUCUUAUCAUCUGUGACAAAGGCAACGAGGAGGGAGCAGGAAAAAGCCACACCGCUCUCCCUCAUCUCUACAACACGGCUCUCUUCAUACCUGAAGGUCCUUGUAGUCACACAGUGCAGAAGUUGAAGCUGCUGGACAUCUCCGCCAUCACAGUGAAAACACUCAAAGUGAUUCCCGAUAGGAUCAUCGAUAAUUACAACAAGAGGCAGCAGCCGAGAUUCAAACACGACCCUCCUGGCCAGGCCAUCUCCACGGCAACGCAGGAGCUCCUGCGAUUGGCCGAGGCCAACCCUGGCGGCAUAGCGACCCUGGACCCAGUGAAUGACCUCCAGCUGAAGAGCGUCGAUGUGGUGGAGGACUCCAUGAGGCGCCGUAUGCUGCUUGAGAGCCUCAGAGAUUUCAGAUGCAUCCAUUCGCCCACUUUUGCAGAGCAGUUUGCUCGGGUGAAGGAGAGGAUGUCCGUGCAGGAGGAGCUGGAUAGGCUGCUGUUCCUGGUGUCAGACCAGUCUCUGUCGCUGCUGCCUGAAUACCACCAGAGGAUCAAGGUCCUACAGUCGCUGCAGUACAUCGACAGCGGCGGCGCCGUGCAGCUGAAGGGACGGGUGGCGUGUCAGAUCAGCAGCCACGAGCUGCUCCUCACCGAGCUGCUGUUCGAGAACGUCCUGAGCCCGCUGGCGCCCGAGGAGAGCGCCGCCCUGCUGUCCUGUUUGGUCUUCGCGCAGAACACACAGGUGGAGCCUCACAUCACCAGCACACUGCAGGAGAGCAUUGAUAAGGUGCUGUCUGUGGCCAAGCGGAUCGGAGAGCUGCAGAGAGAUUGUGGGAUAUCGCAGACGGCUGAGGAGUUUGUUGGGCAGUUCAAGUUUGGCCUGACAGAAGUGGUGUACUGCUGGGCCAGAGGCAUGCCAUUCGCAGAAAUCGCCUUCCUCACCGACGUCCAGGAGGGCACGGUGGUCCGCUGCAUCCAGCGCCUGGACGAGGUGCUGAAGGAGGUGCGCCAGGCCGCCCGCAUCGUGGGCGACUCCGUCCUGGGCAGCAAGAUGGAGAAGGCCUCCUUGGCCAUUCGCAGGGACAUCGUCUUCACCGCCUCCCUCUACACCCACUGAGGAGAUGAAGAUGAAGGUGGGGAGGGAGGGAGGGAGGAUGAGCUCGGAUGCCAAGAAGCCUGCAGCCACGUGUUUGAUUGUGUGAACAGUGUGAGAAGGAGCUGUACGGUGGAUGCAGAGACGCGGUUGGGAACUAUAUGUGCCUAAAAACAUGCUGACGUUUACAGACAAAACUUCUGACCACAAGGAAUGAAUUGUUUUAACUAUACAGACCAAAGUAGGGAGCUGGAGUGUAAUUUAUUGUACAGUAAUAAAAUCUGUAAUAAAAAAGUUGUUCUUUA